UCCGUUGAAGAGAAUUCCUAGGGACAAUGAGUGUUGUAUCAACAGGAACUUGACAGGUGUCAACAUGUUGAAUGAGUGAGAACUGUGUGUUUGAGUCACUUUUUGAGUACAAAUUUACAACCUCUACUUCACUUCAACUGGUCCUGGCCACUUGCCUGACCAUUUAUUGAGACUCCCAACUGUGAACUCCUCCAUCUUUUCUCCCCUCUCUUCCCUUUUAAGGUGGAAUUUUCUAUCACUUUCCAGAGAAAAUUAUAAAACUUGGGCUUUCUAUACUCCCAUAUUCUGAUAUACUUCAUAUUGUUAGAGAUUGCAAAAUAGCGAGCAAGCCAUUACUUCAUAUGGAGCAAACUCAUUGGCAUUUGAUCAUUGUAAUUACCAUAGCACUUUCCCAAAACUCGAGCAACGUGGAAGGCAGAGCCCAUUUUCACAAGGAGCACAAAGGGCCCUCUGUUUAUGCUAUUAGUUCUCAAGACCCUGUAUCUCAAUCUCCUGCUUAUUCCCCCGUUCAAUCGGACACAAACGAACCUGGUAAUUCCAGCUCAGAUUGCAUUUUCGACGUGACAUCAUUUGGAGCGAUCGGAGAUGGUUCGGCUGAUGAUACUGCUGCAUUCAGGGCAGCAUGGAAAGCAGCCUGUGAUAUUGAAUCUGGUGUUCUUUUGGCUCCCUCAAACUACAUAUUCAUGAUUACUUCAACAAUAUUUUCAGGCCCAUGUAAGCCUGGACUAGUGUUUCAAGUGGAUGGGGUACUAAUGCCGCCUAAUGGACCGGAUUGCUGGCCAAAAUCAGACAGCAAUAGGGAAUGGCUUGUGUUUUACCGGCUCGAUCAAAUGACAUUCACUGGAACUGGAACCAUUGAAGGGAAUGGUGAGCAGUGGUGGGAACUCCCUUGCAAACCUCACCGGGGUCCCAAUGGGUCAACCUUGCCUGGACCAUGCGAUAGCCCCACUUUAAUUCACUUCUUCAUGAGCUCCGAUCUGGUGGUAAGUGGGCUACGAAUCCAAAAUAGUCCCCAGUUCCAUAUGAAAUUUGACAGCUGCACGGGAGUGCUGAUAGAGAAGUUGUUCAUAUCUUCACCUAAGCUUAGCCCAAACACUGAUGGCAUCCACAUCGAGGGCACCAAGCAUGUUGGCAUAUACAACUCUGUGAUAGGCAAUGGGGAUGAUUGCAUUUCGAUUGGACCAGGGUGUUCCAAUGUUGACAUUGAUGGUGUCACUUGCGGUCCCAGUCACGGGAUCAGCAUUGGAAGCCUUGGUGUGCACAAUUCCCAGGCAUGUGUUUCCAACAUAACAGUCCGCAACACAAUGAUAAAAGACUCAGACAACGGGGUCAGGAUCAAGACCUGGCAAGGCGGGACUGGCUCAGUAUCAGGCAUAUCAUUCGAGAACAUCGAAAUGAACAAUGUGAGGAACUGCAUAAUCAUAGACCAGUACUACUGCUUGACCAAGGCUUGCCGAAACCAGACCUCAGCAGUUUACUUGACCGAUGUAUCCUACAGGAACAUAAAGGGCACGUACGAUGUGCACAGCCCUCCAAUUCACUUCGCUUGCAGCGACACGGUGCCCUGCACGAACAUAACCAUGUCCGAGGUUGAGCUUCUUCCACAUGAGGGGGAAUUAGUGGAUGACCCUUUUUGUUGGAACUCCUAUGGAAUUCAGGAGACAUUGACAAUACCUCCCAUUGAUUGCUUACAAGAUGGAGAGCCAGACUCAUUGGCAGAGGUUUCCACAUAUGGUUGUUAGUAUAGCUAUAUAUAUACAUUGUAAAAAGCCCAAGAGCCAUUGUUUUGUUUAUGGGUCUUGAUUGUUAUUUUAGGCUCCAUCCCUUUUGGGAAUAUGUUUCCCUUAUUGGGCGAUGAAGGUGUUGUAGAAACAGGGUCUGUUUGGAUUGGAUUUUUACAUUAUAAUAAUUGAAAUGCAGUAGCAGUUUCGGGACUA
Messenger RNA from Camellia sinensis, 1937 nucleotides. RefSeq names its product polygalacturonase At1g48100. Gene Ontology annotation, molecular function: polygalacturonase activity. The record is from RefSeq and is a predicted model, not a curated record. Gene Ontology annotation, biological process: carbohydrate metabolic process. Lineage: Eukaryota; Viridiplantae; Streptophyta; Magnoliopsida; Ericales; Theaceae.